Pseudopodoces humilis (Tibetan ground-tit) is the source of this 4881-nucleotide messenger RNA. It is a transcript of the gene VCPIP1, whose product is annotated as valosin containing protein interacting protein 1. NCBI's taxonomy places the organism in Eukaryota, Metazoa, Chordata, Aves, Passeriformes, Paridae. The record is from RefSeq and is a predicted model, not a curated record. Gene Ontology annotation, molecular function: cysteine-type deubiquitinase activity. Gene Ontology annotation, biological process: protein ubiquitination; protein K48-linked deubiquitination; protein K11-linked deubiquitination.
UCCCUUUCUUACGCCGGGCUUUGGCGGUGAACGAAACUAUCGCUCCCAUCCGCCCCUGCGGCUCCGCGCGUGCGCCGCCGGCGUGGAAGUGCGCGAGGCCGCGGCGCUGCGGGCACUGAGGCGGCCGAGGGGCGGUGAGAGCGGCGGCGGCUUCCGCGUCGUGCGGGGGGCGGCGGGCGGCGGGCGGCGCUCGGUACCGCACGGGCGGCACCGGCACCGGCGGCGUCUGAGAGGCGGCGGUCGUUGUCCGGCGCGCAGGGAAUGCGCCUGUGAGGGCGGAGGAGGAGCGGGUGCGGGUGAAGCCCGGGCGGAGCGGAGCGGAGCGAUGUCCCAGCCCCAGCAGCCGCCGCCGCCGUCCCCUCCGCAGCAGCCGCCGCCUCCGUCCGCCUCCAAGAAGCGAGACCGGCGCAUCUUCUCGGGCACCUGCCCCGAUCCCAAAUGCCAGGCGCGACUGUUCUUCCCGGCGCACGGGCCGCAGGGCAGCGGCAGCAUCGAGUGCACGGACUGCGGGCGGCGCCACGAGCAGCGGCAGCUGCUGGCCGUGGAGGAGGUGACGGACCCCGACCUGGUGCUGCACAACCUGCUGCGGAAUGCGCUGCUGGGCGUCAGCGGCGCCGGCCCGCCCCGCAGGAACACUGAGCUCGUCAAAGUCAAUGGCCUGUCCAACUACCAUUGCAAGCUUCUGGCCCCCAUCCUGGCCCGCUAUGGGAUGGACAAGCAGACUGGGAAAGCCAAGCUCCUCACGGAGAUGAACCAGGGAGAUAUCUUUGACUGCUCUCUCCUGGGUGACCGCGCCUUCCUCAUUGAGCCAGAGCACGUCGAAACCAUGGGUUACGGGAAGGACCGCUCAGGCAGCCUCAUCUACCUGCACGACACCCUGGAGGACAUCAAGAAGGCAAAUAACAGUCAAGAGUGCCUCAUUCCUGUCCACGUGGAUGGAGAUGGCCACUGCCUUGUUCAUGCAGUCUCACGAGCGCUUGUUGGCAGGGAACUGUUCUGGCAUGCUCUCCGAGAGAAUCUAAAGAAGCAUUUUGAGGAGAAUCUAAGCCACUACAAGGCACUUUUCCAUGACUUUAUUGAUGCUGCAGAGUGGGAGGACAUUAUCAAUGAAUGUGACCCUUUGUUUGUUCCUCCAGAAGGUGUGCCAAUGGGCCUUAGGAAUAUUCACAUCUUUGGUCUGGCCAACGUGCUUCACCGGCCUAUUAUUCUGUUAGACUCCUUGAGUGGAAUGCGAAGCUCUGGAGAUUAUUCAGCAACAUUCCUCCCUGGUCUCAUACCUCUGGAAAAAUGCAUGGGGAAAGAUGGCAUGUUGAACAAGCCAAUCUGUAUUGCGUGGAGUAGCUCAGGACGUAACCAUUAUAUUCCUCUGGUUGGAAUAAAAGGUGCUUCUUUACCUAAGCUGCCUAGGAAGCUACUUCCUAAAGCCUGGGGAGUUCCUCAAGACCUUAUCAAAAAGUACAUCAUGUUAGAGGAGGAUGGUGGUUGUAUAAUUGGAGGAGACAGAAGUUUGCAGGAUAAGUACUUGAUGAGGCUUGUUGCUGCAAUGGAGGAGGUUUUCAUGAGUAAACACGGUAUCCACCCCAGUCUUGUAGCUGAUGUGCAUCAAUAUUUCUACAGAAGGACUGGUGUAAUAGGGGUCCAGCCCGAAGAGGUCACUGCAGCUGCCAAAAAAGCAGUGAUGGACAACCGUCUUCACAGGUGCCUCAUCUGUGGGGCUCUUUCAGAGCAUCAUGUUCCCCCAGAGUGGCUGGCUCCUGGAGGGAAGCUGUACAAUCUGGCAAAAAGUACUCACGGCCAGCUAAGGCCUGACAAAAAUUACAGUUUCCCCCUGAACAGUUUGGUGUGUUCUUACAAUCCUGUGAAGGAUGUGCUGGUACCAGACUAUGGCCUGAGUAAUUUAACUGUUUGUAACUGGUGCCACGGUAACUUAAUGCGUCGUGUCAGAGAAGAUGGGUCUGUUUUAUAUAUUGAUGGAGACAGAACUAAUACUAGGUCUUCAGGUGGCAAAUGUGGCUGUGGAUUCAAGCAUUACUGGGAAGGUAAAGAAUAUGACAAUCUGCCUGAAGCUUUUCCUAUAACUCUAGAGUGGGGUGGAAGAGUGGUGAGAGAGACUGUCUACUGGUUCCAGUAUGAAAGUGACACCUCUUUGAACAGCAACGUGUAUGAUGUCGCCAUGAAACUUGUUACCAAGCACUUCCCUGGUGAAUUUGGUAGUGAGAUUCUUGUGCAGAAAGUUGUCAACACAAUACUGCAUCAAACAGCCAAAAGGAACCCUGAUGAUUAUACCCCUGUAAAUAUCGAUGGUGCUCAUGCCCAAAGAGCUGAUGAUGUACAGCAAGGACAAGAGUUAGAGUCCCAGCUUCCAACCAAAAUAAUUUUGACUGGACAGAAGACUAAAACUUUGCACAAGGAGGAGCUGAAUAUGAGCAAAGCUGAAAGAACUAUUCAGCAGAACAUUACGGACCAGGCUUCUGUAAUGCAGAAACGGAAAAGUGAAAAAUUGAAACAAGAGCAUAAAGGGCAACCCAGGACUGCUUCUCCUGGGGUUGUUCGUGAGGGGCCCUCGUCCGCACCUGCUACACCAACUAAAACCCCGUAUUCUCCAACAUCUGCAAAAGAAAAGAAAAUUCGAAUAACCACCAAUGACGGGAGGCAGUCAAUGCUUACCUUGAAGUGCACUACCACCUUCUUGGAACUCCAGGAAGGCAUAGCAAAAGAAUUUAAUAUUCCCCCGUAUUUGCAAUGUAUUCGCUAUGGCUUUCCUCCAAAAGAGCUUCUGCCUCCCAAAGAAGGCAUGGAAAACGAGCCUGUUCCUUUGCAACACGGUGACAGGAUUGCCAUAGAAAUCCUGAAGGGCAAGGAGGAAGGCAGGCAGGCUGCCUCAGCACACUCAGCCCAUGCUGUGAAGCAUGAAGAUGUUGCUGUGACCAGUAAGAUCUCCUCAAAGGAUCUGCAAGAGCAAGUUGACAAGGAGAUGUAUUCACUCUGUCUUCUGGCAACGCUCAUGGGAGAAGAUGUUUGGUCUUACGCAAAGGGGCUUCCUCAGUUGUUUCAGCAGGGUGGAGUAUUCUACAGCAUAAUGAAGAAAACAACAGGUUUGGCUGAUGGCAAGCACUGCACUUUUCCACAUCUACCUGGUAAAAACUUUGUGUACAAUGCAGCAGAAGACAGAUUAGAGCUGUGUGUGGAUGCUGCUGGGCACUUCCCAAUCGGUCCUGACGUUGAAGAGCUGGUUAAAGAGGCCUUAAGUCAAGUGCGAGCAGAAGCUACUUCAAGAAGCAGGGAAGCAAGUCCUUCACAUGGAAUGCUGAAGUUGGGAAGUGGUGGAGUAGUGAAAAAGAAAUCUGAACAACUACAUAACAUAACUGCAUUUCAAGGAAAGGGUCAUUCCCUAGGAACUGCAUCUAGUAGUCAACAACAUGAUCACAGAGCCAGGGAAACACCACUUUUAAGAAAGCAUAGCACAGAAACGGACUUCAGUCCUUCUGCUAAAAUUGAGCCUUCUGUAUUCACAGCUGCUUCUGGUAACAGUGAGCUUAUUCGAAUUGCUCCGGGAGUUGUGACAAUGAGAGACAGCAGGCAGCUUGACCCCACUUUGAUUGAGGCACAGAGAAAAAAGUUGCAGGAAAUGGUGUCUUCUAUUCAGGCUUCAAUGGAUAGACAUUUGCGGGAUCAGAAUACAGAGCAGUCAGCAUCAGUUGAUGUAUCUCAAAGAAAAGUAGAGGCAGUGAGUUCAGCUGCUAAAACUGGGAGCUUUCAGGCUGCCUUACCUGAAUCAUUCUCUGCACCAGGUGGUACUGAACACUUGAAUACUGAAUCAACUGAUGGUAACAUGGUGAAUUCUGUGGGAACAACAUUCCCUGCAAGGUCUAAAGCACAAAAGGGAAAUUCUGUUGAGGAGCUUGAGGAGAUGGAUAGUCAAGAUGCAGGAAUCACUAAUGCAACUGAGCCAAUGGAUCACUCUUGAUAGGUUAAAAUCUAAUAAGGGUAGAAGAAAUUACUGUUCAAAUGUAAUGUUUAUUGGCUGGGCCACACAAAGUGAUUAGUUACUAAAUCUUGUAUGUAUGUCAAAGAUUAUAUCAUCUUAUUCAGUGCAUGAUAAGCAUGUGAUUGGCAAUAGCUUUCAAUAUUACCAUACUGCUGCCCAGGCUGGCUCUGUUACCUGUAAAUUAGUUAUUAGGAAAUGCACUGAGAUGAAUAUCUGCUGUACAUGUGGGUUCUUGAAAAUUCUUUGUAAUUUUUAAUUUCUUAAAAGUCUUAAAAUUUAAGCCCAUGCAAGGUUCUUACCAUGCUAGCUUAAGGUUACUGGAAGGGCUAGAACAGGCAAAACUAGAAACAUGGCAAAGUUAAUUCUGUCCCAGGUACUUAAUUCCAAUAAUAAUACACUGUUAUAAUAAAUUAGACAUAAAUUUCAAAAAGUAACUGAAACUAAACUUCUGCUCAAUUUGAUAAUGCAGAAUAUACAGUACUUUUAAUUACAUUUUGCUGGCACUUCUCCAAUUUAAUAACGUUUUCAUUCAUAUCCUCCUCUCAGAAAUUUUGGAAUACGUGUAACUUUAGUAAACUGAAGUCUUAGUUCUCCUAUUGUCAGUUAUAAAACAAGUUAGAAAAAAGGCCACAUAGCAUAUGAUGAAGAUACACUGAAUGUGGUGUGGUUAUGCAUGGCUGUCUGAGCCAACACAACCAUUUUGGUGCUCUCUUGGUAGCAUGUCUUUAUUUCCUCCCAAAUACCAAACUGGUCAGGUGGUUGCUCAACUUUUGAGACAAUUACAGGAGAGAAGUUGGCAAUUUCAAGUAAGAGCAAAUCUUCAAUGCCAAAUACAUUUCUUUUAGAAGAAUUAGAUUGCUAGCUUUGGUUAGAAAUGGCAAAAAUGAAAUAAC